AUGGAGAAACCAUCAGCCUGUGUUCUGGUUGACACUCUCCCUGUAUUGUCAGCGCUUAUAGACUCCCUCAAAGGCCUGCCAAGAGAACCACCAUCAAUAUACAUCGACCUUGAAGGAGUCAAUCUCUCCAGACACGGCACCAUCUCCCUAUUGCAGCUCUACAUCCACCCCACCAACAAAGUUUACCUCAUAGACGUUCUCGUGCUCAAAGAGAAAUGCUUUUCGACACCAGCAACAGGGGGCCCCCUCACGUUGAAAGAUAUCCUAGAGUCCAAAUCCACUCCCAAGGUGUUCUUCGAUGUCCGCAACGAUUCAGAUGCUCUAUACAGCCACUUCCAAAUCAAACUGGCUGGUGUCGUCGACCUCCAGCUGUGGGAGCUUGCCGCUCGACCGUUUGCCGGAAAGUAUGUCAAGGGGCUGGCAAAGUGCAUCGAGAUCGACUCUUCCCUUUCGGAUGAUGAGAAAGCCGAGGUCAUGCAGACCAAGGAAAAGGGCAAAAUGCUCUUCAGCCCCGAACAUGGAGGAAGUUACGAGGUGUUCAACGAACGUCCUCUUUGCAAAGACAUCCAGGCUUAUUGUGCGCAGGAUGUAUAUCUCCUCCCUGGCCUGCUGAGAUGGUAUAUCUGCCGGUGUGACCCGAUAUGGGAGAAGAGAGUGGCCGAAGCUUCGCAGCUCAGAGUUGCACAAUCACAGAGAGAGGACUACAAUGGCACAGGAGGGCAUAUGACUUUGGCUCCGAGUGACUAG
Molecule: messenger RNA, 747 nt
Organism: Trichoderma gamsii
Lineage: Eukaryota; Fungi; Ascomycota; Sordariomycetes; Hypocreales; Hypocreaceae
Product: 3'-5' exonuclease
Exons: 1
Coding region: 1-747 (248 amino acids)
Biological process (GO): nucleobase-containing compound metabolic process
Molecular function (GO): 3'-5' exonuclease activity; nucleic acid binding
Source: RefSeq, a predicted model, not a curated record